AAACUCCUAUGGAAUGAUCACAGAAAAGAAAACACCUUGUGAAUCAGUUGCCAUUAUCUAACAGCAGGCUGAUCUACACAAAUGUUAAGUCAACCCAGCUAUACUGCUCAGGAUUUCACCAUGAUCACUGCAAUUCUGCUCAUCUGGACCGUGCCCUGUGUAGCUAAUCACCUUCUCAGUGGCUUUGUUAAAGGAGAAAUUCAGAAAGGUUCCCAGCAGCUCAUAUGCAGCAUGCCAGGGCCACAGGGCCCUCCUGGCCCCCCUGGAACACCAGGGUCUCCAGGAACAAUUGGGCGGAUGGGGUUUCCAGGGAAGGAUGGAAAAGAUGGAGAAGAUGGGGAGAAAGGAGAGCAUGGAGAGGAAGGUCUCCAGGGCAGAACGGGAAACCCAGGUAAACCAGGACCCAAGGGGAAAGCAGGCGCCAUUGGCAAAGCAGGUCCACGGGGUCCGAAGGGCAUUAAGGGAAAUCAUGGGAAAAAUGGAGCACAAGGAAAGAAAGGACCCAAAGGGAGAAAGGGUGAUACUGGGAUGCCAGGACCAUGCAGCUGUGAUGCCAAAAAAGCCAAAUCUGCCUUUUCAGUUGCAGUCACAAAAAGCUACCCAAGGGAGAGGCUUCCCAUCAAAUUUGACAAGAUCCUUAUGAAUGAAGGAGAGCACUACAAUGCUUCCAGUGGGAAAUUUAUAUGCAGCAUUCCUGGAAUUUACUACUUCACUUAUGAUAUCACUUUGGCCAAUAAACACUUGGCCAUUGGGUUGGUCCACAAUGGGCAAUACCGAAUAAAGACUUUUGAUGCCAACACUGGUAACCAUGACGUGGCCUCUGGAUCAACCAUUAUUUCACUGAAGCAGGAUGAUGAAGUGUGGUUGCAGAUCUUCUACUCGGAACAAAAUGGGCUCUUUUAUGAUCCCUACUGGACGGACAGUUUAUUUACUGGUUUUCUGAUAUAUCCUGACCAGGAUUAUCUCAAUGAGAUCUAGGAGGAGACUGUCAAAGAAUAGGAAGCAACUAUGAGAGUUUAUGCAAACAAAGUGUGUAUAUGUAUGUGAGGUAAUCAAAGAAGUCUGCCUUCUUGGAGCUGUAAGACUACAUCGAUUUGUUGGAAGUCUCCCAAAUCAUUAAAGCAAGUGUAUUUUAAUGUCAUUUAAGUUUUAGCACAAGCUCUUUAGUUGCUGUGCUUUCUUAUAACCUUUACCUAGUGAUAAAAGGAAGAUACUCAACAUAUAGUUUACUUGGAAGUGGCAAGCAAUUAUAAUUUGGUUGGUUUCAAGUGUUUUCCACCAGGAUUGUACAGCUCCUAGCAUAAUUGUCUCUGAGGUUCUACAAUAAUACAAAUAGUCUUAGGAUCAGUGAGACCACUUUAAAGUACCAUUAAUGGGGGGGUUUAUUUACAGUCUUUGGAGCUGUCUUUUGUAUUUUCCUUUACCAAGCAUAUAAACUAGGGUUGUACUACUAUUAUUUUAACACCAAUGCAGAACUUAUAAUUUUAUUUUUUAAUUUCAAAAAAUGAACCAAAAUGUAUUUUCUGCAACCUCAUAUUGGAAGCAUUGUUGCUAUUAGAGCCCCUAGCUAUCCCUCUGUAGAAAGUAUCUUCAUUAAUGCGAGGUCCAAGUUGUAACCAAGGCAGUUAUCAGUUAAGAGUCUAACAGCAGUCUCAUAAGUGCAUUAUUAAUGGGCAAAGCAGUCUGGCCUAAACAGAACUGGUAUAAAGACCUCCUCUUAGCCCCUUCAUAGCCAAUGGUAUAGCUUCCUAUAGAAUGCUGGCUCCUCUCAACUCUCAUGCAAUGGGUAUUAAUGUCACUCAGUACCUUUCAGAAUGCCUCCAGUAUGCAAAAAAGUCAGAUUUUAAGAGAGACUUGAACUGGAAUUUUGGAUCUGAUUCCACCCAAGUUUUUGUAAAGGUGGUACUGAACUUGGAACCUCAGGAGCUUCACUUGAGCUAAAAGCUAGUUGGUUCUCAGCUAAGGCCAUAGAGAAAAUUCAUUCUCUCUCUCUGUAAGUGGUCUAAGUGCCAACAGAUGGGAGACUGAACCACAUCCCAUAGGUGUGUGGGUUACACAUAUCCAAUUCUGAAGUAUGGUGACUCACUGAUAAAAGAUAUUGGGGAAAUAUUACUGAUGCUCCACAAUCAACCACAUUCAUCUUUAUAUUGGUGAUAAAAAGAGUUAAAGAGAUUUUUUUUUCAACUGGUGAUAAGAGAGGCUCUUUAAUGCUAGAUACACUGUAGCAGAGUCCAUAGCAAUCCUGAUAUAAAGCUGUUACAAUUUGGCUCUGAGUACAAACUCCCCUUUGUAAAAAGUUCAUAACACAGAUAUCUAUCUUGACAGCCACACAAGAGAAACCCUUCACCUGUUUCCCCAUUAUACUUGGGCCAAAUUCUUCUCACAUAUGUGUUCAUGUCUCCCCAGUCAUUUCUUUUGUCUCCGUAUGAAUGUUCAUCUAUAUGAAUGUUCAUCUAGAAUGAAGAAUAAAGAAGUUCCACUUUUUUUAAAUUUGCGAAUAUUGAAAGGAAAUCCCACCAUGUUGGAAAGGCAUUUGUUAUUUUUACAAGUCACAAUAUUUACAUGACAGUUAAGUACAGUAACUGGGCUGUAUCUUGCAAGGUCAUUGGAUUGUCUUUUUUUCUUUUUUUUUAAUAAAGCUGAAUUCAAACACUGCUAGAAUUAUAUUGAUAUUAUAAUAAAGAAUCUCUAGACUGGUGUGCAAUUCGAAUCAUUGAACCAUAAAACAGUCACUGAUCAUAGGCAAUAGGAUCCCCUGAGAGGAGAGGAACAACAAGAGAAGAAGUAGAAGGAGGGGAACACUGACUCUACAGCAUGCUCUCCCUUUUCCUUUGGCUUACAUAGACACUCUUCCACCUGGCAGGAGCUUUUCAAAAAAUGGAGUGCAAGAGGGUUUAGCUUUUUCUCCUUCCCAUCCAACAGACUUUCCAUAGGAAAAGCUGUUGGGAAUUCAUUUGUCUGAAGCAGAACCUAUAAGUGUAGACUUCCUUCCUGCACCUG
This is a messenger RNA of Pelodiscus sinensis (Chinese soft-shelled turtle), 3000 nucleotides long. The record is from RefSeq and is a predicted model, not a curated record. Lineage: Eukaryota; Metazoa; Chordata; Testudines; Trionychidae.